Molecule: messenger RNA, 1601 nt
Organism: Truncatella angustata
Lineage: Eukaryota; Fungi; Ascomycota; Sordariomycetes; Amphisphaeriales; Sporocadaceae
Exons: 2
Coding region: 277-1485 (402 amino acids)
Cellular component (GO): cytoplasm
Source: RefSeq, a predicted model, not a curated record
UUGGCAUGGCUCUAUUGCUAGCCUCGUUGGCCUGCCGCGCAGAACAAGCAAGCAGUGUUCGUUCGUUUUGUGCUUGUGUUGCGGAAAGGGAGAGUGCAGCCAACCACAUGCAAAGCCAAUCAAUAACCUUGACAUCGUUAUAGCUUGAUCUGACCACGAGUCGAGUCAUUCCUGGCCCCGUCAAAGAUAACCCGAGAAUACGCACCACACAUCGAUUCUUAUUCCUACGCACGAGACAAGGAUUCAAUACAGCUGAAGGGUGGUUACCAAGCGACCAUGGAUCUCGCAUACGACCAGAUCGCUGCCGAUGCCCUGCCCAAGGACAACGAACCGGGAUCCCAGAGCAAUAAGCCCGAGCAGCAGGCAUCCAUCAACGAGGAACUCCAAGAGGCAUACAAGGCCAUCUCGACGAGCGCCUGGGGCUCCAGGCUGGGCGGCUUCUUCGGAACUGUCGUCAAGCAGGGAGAGUCGGUGUACAGGGAAGCGUCCCAGGAGCUCACUUCUCUGGGCGCCGACGCCGCCCGUGCAGGCACAUCUCUGAUCAGUCGAACACGGGGGCUUUCUCUCGCGACCCCUGCACCAGCGACGACAGCCGGUGCGGAUAAGGAGAAGGACACGGCUUCCACACCGACCACAUCGAAAGAAAUUACCUCUGAUGAGGCCCUCAAGGAAUCGGAGACGGUCAUCUCUCGCCUUCGCGCAGAAGCCGCCAAGCGACUCAAGGACAUUCAAAAGGCAGAGGAUGCUGCGGACGAGGCCUUGCUCAAGUUUGGCGCCAACGUGCGAGAUUUCCUCAAGGAAGCCGUCAAGAUUGCGCCCCCUACGGCUGGGGAGGAUCAACAAGGAGGCACCGUAUUGUUUGAGAGCAAGGACGCGAGCGGCAAGAGGGUCAUUCACACAAGCAGAUAUGAUGCUCAGCUGCAUGUCAUUCACACUUCCACGGACAACUUUUCUAAGGAUCCCGCGAGCAAAGAAUUCGACGCCUGGGCGAAAGACUUCAAUGUUGAUGGCAAGACAGACGAUAUCAGUGCUGAUUUGGGCAAGUACCCUGAGCUAAGGACCACAAUGGAGAAGCUUGUACCAGAUACAGUGCCCUACGCCGAGUUCUGGGAGCGAUACUAUUUCCUGAGACACAGUGUUGAGGCUGCCGAAGAAAGACGUAGGGAGUUAUUGAAGGCGGCCGAAGCUGAGGAAGAGGUUGGCUGGGACGAGGACUCUGAGGAUGAGGCUGCUGCCCCGGCCUCCAAGCCCGCGAGACCAGUAUCAGUGGAGUCAUCUACCACGAUUCACCAGCCCAAGGCUGCCGACAACGCUACACUAAAGCCCUCUGAGCCUCGCAAAUCCCACGACGAGAAGUCGCAAGCAGAUAGCGACACUAGUUACGAUGUUGUUGGCGCUGCUUCCGGUGUACCCAGCCAGGCUCCUAGCAGUCCCAAGGAGGCUCGCAAGGUCGACGAUAGCGACGAGGAGGAGGACUGGGAGUAGGCUAGGCUAGGCGUAUCGUAUCGUUGUGCAGUGGUGAGUUGGUGGAUUCCAUUUCGGAGUUUCGACAGGCGUUGAGGCUUGGGCAACCGGAUGAUUGUGAAAUAAUGUUGUUUACC